Folsomia candida is the source of this 2258-nucleotide messenger RNA. RefSeq lists its product as uncharacterized. Lineage: Eukaryota; Metazoa; Arthropoda; Collembola; Entomobryomorpha; Isotomidae. Gene Ontology annotation, molecular function: N-acetylglucosamine 6-O-sulfotransferase activity. Gene Ontology annotation, biological process: N-acetylglucosamine metabolic process; sulfur compound metabolic process. The record is from RefSeq and is a predicted model, not a curated record. Bases 159 to 1736 code for a protein of 525 amino acids. The transcript has 5 exons.
UUGCGUGUGUGUAUGAAUUGUUAUUUAACCAUAAUUUUUAUAUCGCAUAUGUUUUGCUAGAAUUAAAUCAUAAAUAAUUAACAUUUUUAUACAAUUAUACAAGUUGAUUGAAAUGUAAAGUAUUAAAGUUAAUAGAAUAAUUUGUAGUCUGUAAAAUCAUGGGAAAAUUAAGAAUAAAUAAAUCCAAUUUAUUUAGGAGCUUUGUUGUUUGCUCUGUAUUGGCAACUUUGCUUGUUCUCUAUAAUCUUGUGAAUAUUAGUUUUUCUCGCAGAAAGGAGGCUUUCGAAAAUCAAAUAGCACUUCAACCCUCGUCUGCCAAACUACUUGAGGAUCAUGCCGUAAACUUAGGAUUUGUUCAACCACGGCUAUCGUCAUUGGAUCCAGUAAAUGAAGAUGUUCCAGAAGCGGAGCUAAUACCAGAUCCUGAACUCGCAGUCCCCGAUCACGAUUUUCAGGAAGAAGCUCAACAUCCAGAAGACGAUGUAAUUGACGAAGCUAGCGAAAAGUUUGCUCUUCCGCAAGACGAGCCUGACCUGAUUAUAGUGACCCAACACGACCCUGACCCCGGUGAAGAAAUCAUGACUGAUCCCAACAACAAAGAACUAUUGAAUGCACAGCCGGAACCAGAUGAUGAUUAUUUCCCCCCGGCUGAUCCCGAGGAUCCGGACCCCAUCAAACUUCUUAAGGAAUCCUCCAUCUCUUUCCAACGGGAAGCAAUCGCCCAAAAGUUUGCGAGUUUGGAGGGUGAAGACCCAGCAGAAGUGAGUCUUGCAAAGUUGCAGCUGUCGGAUGGUGGGAAACCGAUUCGGAACUUGAUCUUUGCCACAUGGGGAUCAGGUUCUGACUUUGUUGGUGAAGCAGUGGCCUCUCACCCACUGACAUUUUAUCACAAUGAGCCACUAAUUCACAAGGGCGUUGUACAAAUUGGACCACUUUCUUUGGACGAGGCGGACAAUGCAACGGGCACAAUAAAGGCACUUCUCAAUUGCGAAUACUCACAAGUUGGUGACCUUGUAAGCUUUUUCAUGGAAAACCAAAAGGUUCACAACAAGAACUUUAGACUGUGGAAAUAUUGUCAAAAAACCAGACAGCUCUGCAUGGACGCUGGCUUUCUCUCAGAGAUGUGCUCCCUCUUUCCGUACCAAGCCGUCAACCUCGUCCGCCUGAGACUUAAAUUGUCCGAGACUUUUCUUGUUGACGAACAACUCGAUGUUCGAGUCCUUCACUUGGUCCGAGACCCUCGAGCAGUUAUUCACUCUCGCAUAAAUGAUGAAUCCAACCUUCGAUGCAGUGAAAGUGUCGCAUGUCAUGACCCUGCCAAACUUUGCUCCGAUAUGGUGGACGACUUUUACGCUGCAGAAGAACUCAGGGAAAAGUAUCCCGACACUUUUUUGGUUCUUCGCUAUGAAGAUAUUUUCAACCAACUUGAUCACGGGUUUGAAGUCAUUUUGCAUCAUUUUCGCUUGCAGUUGCAUCCCAGCGUUCAACAAUUCUUAAACAUAAAUGCUGCAAGGGAUUCAAAAAGUCCGACUCCUAAUUCGUUCGCUGAUGUGCAACCCUACGUUUGGGUCGAUCAUUUUAAGGACAAUCCAGAAGAUUUAGAACACCUGAGGAAUAUCGAGAAAAACUGUCGUGAGGCAAUGGAGUUGUGGGGAUAUGCUCCAGUCCCAGAUGCAUUAAGUAAAGAAUUUAACACGAUUGUGCAACCACCAUGGUCUGAAAUGCGAUUAGUUUAAUUUGAUUAUCCGUAUGACAUAACUUUGAAAAAUGUUUCACAUGGAAAUGCAUUUAUUUAUGAAGCUCAUACUACCCUGACAUACUCAAAUACAGUGUUAAAACUCAAAUCAAAACUAAUCCUGACUGGUGACUCGUAGGCUAUGAGAAUGGAGUUUGAUUUAUUCUGAAAAAAUGUUCCAAACGUAUGUAACAAGGAAUCAAAGCUUUAACUUUCCUAAAACAUAAGUUAUGUUUUGGAAAGUAAAAGUUAGGCUGGCAUUAUGUGCGGCAUAUGAUUUUAUAAUUUGUAUUUCCGAGUUACAUAAUGCAUUUUAAUUAGAGUUUUUAUGUGUUGUUGCUCAUUAAUAUCUAUUAUCGCCUUAAUUAACACCCUUUCUAAUUAACAAUCAGCCAUUCAUCACAAUUAGUGAGGACAGAACUCCAAUGUGUGUUCAGCAAGAGAGUAAUUUCAAAAUGUAAAUAAACGCAUUGGGGGAAUUAAGAGUAAUGCAAUAAAACGAGCAAUGAAAUGACAACAACAA